Molecule: messenger RNA, 1051 nt
Organism: Cajanus cajan (pigeon pea)
Lineage: Eukaryota; Viridiplantae; Streptophyta; Magnoliopsida; Fabales; Fabaceae
Source: RefSeq, a predicted model, not a curated record
CGGUGGAGUGAUUGCAAGGAAUGCCGCUGAUUUUGGCGAAAAGCGACUCGAUCGAGAUUCGCGAGGUGUGGAACGAUAACCUGGAAGAGGAGUUCGCGUUGAUCCGGGAAAUCGUGGACGAUUACCCGUACAUCGCGAUGGACACGGAGUUUCCGGGAAUCGUUCUCCGACCGGUGGGGAAUUUCAAGAACAGCUACGACUACCAUUACCACUACGACUACCAUUACCAAACCCUAAAGGACAACGUGGACAUGCUCAAGCUCAUCCAAUUGGGCCUCACCUUCUCCGACGAGCACGGCAACCUCCCCACGUGCGGCCCCGCCCACACGUGCUGCAUCUGGCAAUUCAACUUCCGCGAGUUCAACGUCAACGAGGACGUCUUCGCCAACGACUCCAUCGAGCUUCUCCGCCAGAGCGGCAUCGAUUUCACCAAGAACAACCAAAACGGCAUCGACGCCCGUCGUUUCGGGGAGCUCCUCAUGUCCUCCGGCAUCGUUUUGAACGACAACAUCCAUUGGGUAACUUUCCACAGCGGCUACGAUUUCGGCUACUUGCUCAAGCUUUUGACUUGUCAGAAUUUGCCUGAUACGCAAGUCGGGUUCUUCAACUUGAUCAACAUGUACUUCCCCACCGUCUACGACAUCAAGCACCUUAUGAAGUUCUGCAAUAGCCUCCAUGGCGGCUUGAACAAGCUCGCCGAGCUCUUGGAGGUUGAGAGGGUUGGGAUUUGCCACCAGGCUGGUUCCGACAGUUUGCUCACUUCAUGUACAUUCAGGAAAUUGAAGGACAAUUUCUUUAGUGGCUCCUUGGAGAAGUAUGCCGGCGUCUUGUAUGGGUUAGGUGUUGAGAAUGGACAGGGUUCUUAUUGAAAAAUUAAAAAUUAAAAAAUCUAAAUAAAAACAAACAAAAAAGAUCAACUUAAAUUAGUCCACAAAAAAGUGUUUAAAACUUUGGUAGAUUAUCCCUCUUUGUUUCCACUGCUGUAUAUUUCGGUGAAAUACCAACUUUUAUUAAUGUAAACCUUUGGCAUUAAGGGUCUUUCUUUUCUCCA